AGGGAGUAGGCGAUUCAGCAUCUAUCUCUUCCUCCUCUGUCGCGGCCUCCCCUGCGGUGGUCGCUUAUCUCUCGGCAGCGCCAUGUUGGGGCAAAGCCUGCGCAGGUUCUCCACCUCCUUGGUUCGCAGAAGCCACUAUGAGGAGGGCCCGGGAAAGAACCUGCCCUUUUCAGUAGAAAACAAAUGGCGGUUGCUGGCAAUGAUGACUGUGUUCUUUGGAUCUGGAUUUGCUGCACCUUUCCUUAUAGUAAGACAUCAGCUGCUUAAGAAGUAAACUUCUAUAUAGAAACCAUCAGACUUGAAGUACAACAACCACCUAUAAAAGCAGUUUUGCAGAAUGGAGUAAGCAAACUAUUUACCAUAAUAUGUCUUUGUAAAUAAAAGUAUUAAAUGAA
This is a messenger RNA of Antechinus flavipes (yellow-footed antechinus), 395 nucleotides long. RefSeq names its product cytochrome c oxidase subunit 7C, mitochondrial. The coding region runs from base 83 to 274 and encodes 63 amino acids. The record is from RefSeq and is a predicted model, not a curated record. Gene Ontology annotation, biological process: mitochondrial electron transport, cytochrome c to oxygen. The transcript is spliced from 3 exons. Lineage: Eukaryota; Metazoa; Chordata; Mammalia; Dasyuromorphia; Dasyuridae.